Molecule: messenger RNA, 2021 nt
Organism: Tarenaya hassleriana
Lineage: Eukaryota; Viridiplantae; Streptophyta; Magnoliopsida; Brassicales; Cleomaceae
Product: probable protein phosphatase 2C 38
Exons: 5
Coding region: 568-1737 (389 amino acids)
Biological process (GO): protein dephosphorylation
Molecular function (GO): cation binding; protein serine/threonine phosphatase activity
Source: RefSeq, a predicted model, not a curated record
UUAAAAAUUUCAGAGAAAAGCAAAAAAAUGAGAGGGCGAAAAAGGGGGAGAAAUUUUCAGAGAAAAGCAAACCGAAAAUGCGGAAUUUUGACAGAGACGCAGCGAGAUUUGAUUCGUGAUCUCUCUUUCUCUCUCUCUAACCCUACUGGAGUUACGAUUUCGUUCGCGACUCCUUGAAUAAUUUCCUUCUGAUUUCGAUUUCUCUCUGUUGCUGCUUUGAACCAGAUCUGUCUGUUUCCGGAACGAUCAUUUUGUUUUGUUUUUGUUGGUUGUUUUGUCUGUGUUUUUGUUUGGAAUUCCACGCUUCUUCCCUGGUUUUGCGACUCUUGAUCGGACAGAAAGCGAGAUGGUUUUUAUCCGGCGUUAAGGUUGUUUCUGCUUUUGCGAUUCCACAAGAUUAAUGUUUGAUGAUUCUAUCGAAGCUCUUUCGAGUUCCGAGUAUUUGAUUGCCACUGGAAGGAUUCAACAUAGAGCACCAAGAGAAUUCAAUUUCUAGUAUAGUUGUUGGUAUAUUGAUUUGAUGCAAGAAUCUAUUGCUGGGUCAUUUGGGUGAGGGCUAUGUGAGUUAUGGUAUCGGACACAUUUAUGCGGAUUGUUUCACCGUGUUGGAGACCUUCAGUCGAGGGAGAAAAUUCCAGUCGACACCACGGGGACACGAAUGGACGGAUUGAUGGGCUGUUGUGGUACAAAGAUUCAGGACAACAUGUUGCAGGGGAUUUCUCGAUGGCCGUGAUCCAAGCCAAUAGUCUUCUCGAAGAUCAUAGUCAGCUCCAGUCGGGGCCGAUGAGCUUGGUUGAUUCGGGUCCCCAAGGAACUUUCAUCGGUGUAUAUGAUGGGCAUGGUGGUCCAGAAGCUGCCUGGUUUGUCAAUCAGCACCUCUUCGAUAACAUCAGGAAAUUCACAUCGGAGACUCAUGGAAUGUCUGCCUCUGUCAUAACCAAAGCGUUUUUGGCUACAGAAGAGGAAUUUCUGUCUCUUGUGCGUAAGCAGUUUCAGACAAUGCCUCAAAUCGCUUCUGUCGGGGCAUGCUGUCUGGUAGGAAUCAUAUGCGGUGGAUUGCUUUACAUUGCAAACGCGGGAGAUUCUCGGGUUGUGUUAGGAAGGCUCGAAACAACAUAUAAAUUGGUCAAGGCCAUUCAGUUAUCAUCCGAGCAUAAUGCAAGUAUCGAAUCUGUAAGGGAGGAGUUGCACUUGUUGCAUCCUGAUGAUCCGCAGAUCGUGGUUUUGAAACACAAAGUUUGGCGUGUGAAAGGUAUUAUACAGGUCUCAAGGUCAAUUGGUGAUGCAUACUUAAAGAAGGCAGAGUUCAAUCGUGAGCCUUUGUUGGCUAAGUUCCGACUUCCGGAGCCUUUCAGUACACCGAUCCUUAGUGCUGAGCCUGCUAUAACCGUCCACAAGAUUCAACCCGAGGAUCAGUUUCUUAUAUUUGCUUCUGACGGGUUAUGGGAGCACCUGAGCAACCAAGAGGCAGUUGACAUCGUGAAUACCUGCCCACGUAAUGGAAUCGCGAGGAAGCUCGUCAAAACGGCUCUAAGAGAGGCGGCAAAGAAGAGAGAGAUGAGAUAUUCGGAUCUGAAGAAGAUCGACAGAGGCGUCAGGAGACAUUUCCACGACGAUAUAACGGUAAUUGUGGUGUUUCUCGAUUCCAACCUCGUAAGCCGUGGCUUCUCCCGCCGUCCUCUCCUCUCAAUAACCGGCGGCGGCGACUUGGCCCGAAGUUCAAAUUCCUUUUCCUAAGUCCAGUCUCAGGCUGACCGACCUUCAUAUAAAUCUAUAUAAUUCAGUAACAGAGCCUUUUUUUUGGUCCCAAAUAUCUAAUUUUCCACCCAUUUUUUUAACUCACCCUAAAAGAAAUGAAGAGUUCAAACGAAAAGAUCAAAAUGUGUUGGAAAUUAGGAUUAUCACUUCUCAGUGCUGCUCUCAUACGACAACAUUAGCGUAAUGCGUUGCAAAGUGGGCGGCAUAACAGAAAAAAUGGUGAAAAUGUUAUGAAUUUUAGUAUAUGGUGUAAUUAAGUUAUA